AAAAUAGGUCGAGAGCCCGUUCUAACCGGGGUUCCCAGCUAGCUCCACCCAUAGCUAGUUCCCCCAAUCUAGUUCGUUCGUUAAUAAAUAUUACCAAAAUUAACGGAUAUUUUAACCUUAACACAGGUAGACAAGAUGGUAAUUCGACUGAACUUAUGCAUGUUGUGACGUAAUUUAACAUAGUCGAAAAUCAUUGUCACAUCAAGCCUAAAAUGGUGUUAACCACUUCACAGCAUAGUUUAAUAAUUAAGCAUUUAAAGAGAUUAUAAAUGGUUCAGUCAAGAUCAAGGCUUCCACAAAACUAUGGAAGAUUCCUCUCGAUAUAAUAACUUUCCGAUUAUUUAAAAAUGAUAUUGUUAGUAAUUGCAAAGUUUUUAAUCUUAAUCUCUUUGUGUGAAACGAUGACUAUGAAACAGAUUAAAAAUACUGGAAAGAUGAUGAGAAAAUCAUGUCAACCUAAAAAUAAUGUCGAUGACGAAAAGAUAAACCCCAUCAAUGAUGGAGUUUUCAUAGAAGAAAAUGAAGUAAAGUGCUACAUUGCUUGUAUAAUGAAAAUGGCAAAUACGAUGAAGAAUGGAAAAUUAAAUUUUGAGGCUGCCAUGAAACAAGCCGAUCUGUUAUUGCCAGACGAAAUGAAAGAGCCAACAAAAGAAGCUAUAGUAGCAUGUCGAAAAGUCGCGGAUUCCUACAAAGACGUUUGCGAUGCAUCAUUUCACGUGACCAAAUGUAUCUACAACCAUAAUCCUAGUGUAUUUUUCUUUCCAUAAUUUUAGAAUAUUAAUGUUAUAUGUUCUUCGCAUUAAAAACGUAAUAAAGAUUAAAAUUUG
Bombyx mandarina (wild silkworm) is the source of this 827-nucleotide messenger RNA. RefSeq names its product general odorant-binding protein 72. The record is from RefSeq and is a predicted model, not a curated record. Gene Ontology annotation, biological process: sensory perception of smell; olfactory behavior. NCBI's taxonomy places the organism in Eukaryota, Metazoa, Arthropoda, Insecta, Lepidoptera, Bombycidae. Gene Ontology annotation, molecular function: dibutyl phthalate binding; odorant binding. Gene Ontology annotation, cellular component: extracellular region.